AGUGCUCCAGUGACAGACUGGGAUCUGCUGGCUGCUGGCUGACACAACAGAAAGUAAUCGCCCUACACUAUGUAUCACCUAAGGGUGCCUGUGCUUCUCCUCACCCUGCUUGUGUUGCUGCGCUGCGUCACCGCUGCCCCAAGCUACAGGUACUUCACUCCCAGCUCAUCCAGCGAGCGGGAAAGUGGUCUCCCAGACAGCGACGGCUGGUUAGCUCCCGGGUUAAUCUCCAACCCUUUCCUCGGCCUCGUGGGUACACGACCGCAGAGGGGGCUCACAGCGAUGAACAGCCACCACAUACAGAAAAGGAAAUGCAACACAGCCACCUGCGUCACCCAAAGGCUAGCAGACUUCCUGGUCCGCUCCAGUAACACUAUCGGUACAGUCUACGCACCCACCAACGUGGGAUCUGACACCUACGGCAAGAGGGACCUACUGCAGCCUCCCAUCUUCCUGCCUCUCUAGUGCCGACGGAGGAACGUCCCAGCGCUCUGAUGAUGUACCCACACAUCUCAUGUAACAGUGAUUGUGAGAAUGACGUGACUAAACGGUGACAUUGAUGGUGAUGGUGAUGAUUACGAACAGAGUUUUCUUGUUUUAUUUGAUCGACUUUAAGAAACAGUGCCUUUAAUUUAAAACAUCAAAAGUCAAUAUUGUGUUCUUUCUUUUCUGACUUUGUGCAUGUCGUGGCUCUGUUAAUGCUGUUCCACACUGGCGUGAUGUGAAUAUAACAAUAAAUAAAAGAAAAC
Messenger RNA from Anarrhichthys ocellatus (wolf-eel), 749 nucleotides. It is a transcript of the gene iapp, whose product is annotated as islet amyloid polypeptide. The transcript has 4 exons. Gene Ontology annotation, cellular component: extracellular region. Gene Ontology annotation, molecular function: hormone activity. The coding region runs from base 70 to 465 and encodes 131 amino acids. Lineage: Eukaryota; Metazoa; Chordata; Actinopteri; Perciformes; Anarhichadidae. The record is from RefSeq and is a predicted model, not a curated record.